AAGCUAAGAUGCGAUUGGAACUCUUGCAUUUGCUUUAUGAAAUACUUCAUAUACCAUGAUGUAGUUGCAUCGUUUAAGUUGGAAAAAUCAGUGUCUCUGCUAAAUGCUAAUAUUCUGGAGCUUGAGCAUAACAUUAUCGACGAAAUAGGUGUUGCCGACUCUAAGGUGGUUGUUAUAUCUUUAAAAUCUUUGGCUGGGUCAAACUCAACAGAUGUGGUGUUUGCAGUGGUGCCCUACUUGGAAAAUUUGAAUAUAUCUUCACCUGCUCUCAGUUUACUCAGAUCUGUUUUUGAAGAAUUGGUCAUUGAUCAAACACCUCUCCAUUUGAAUUCAUCAUUGUUUGGUGAUCCAUUUUCCUUUGAGGUGCUAAAAUUUCAAGGAGGAAUUACAGUUACCCCACAGCAGAAUGCGUUUCUAUUGCAGAGAGUUCAGAUAUUUUUCAAUUUCACCUUAAACUUCUCUAUUGAUCAAAUACAGGAAUAUUUCAUUGAGUUAAAGAAACAGCUGAAGUCAGGGUUGCAUCUUACUUCACAUGAGGUUUGCCAUUUUAUCAAUUUCAUGUGAUUCUAUUUGUGCUUA
This is a messenger RNA of Nelumbo nucifera (sacred lotus), 579 nucleotides long. The record is from RefSeq and is a predicted model, not a curated record. Lineage: Eukaryota; Viridiplantae; Streptophyta; Magnoliopsida; Proteales; Nelumbonaceae.